AUGCCGCUCCACCUUCUAGGCAAGAAAUCAUGGAACGUCUACAAUCCGGAGAACAUCGCCCGCGUGCGGCGGGACGAGGCCCAAGCCAAAGCGCGCGAAGAGGAACAAGAACGACUGAUGCAAGAGGAGGACGCUGAGCGACGGAUCCAAGUUCUUCGCGGUGAAAAGCCCUCGACUCCUCCACCCCCUCCCCGAUCGCCGUCGCCCACCUCCCGAUCGGAAAGAAAGAGCCACGCAGAUCAUAUGGGGAGAAGCAGGAAACGAAGACGUCUGGCCGGGGAGAAUGACACCGACCGCGAUAUACGGUUUGCACGGGAAGAUGCGCAAUUUGCGCUUGCCAAGCGAGAGGAACUGGCUACGUCGCGCACCAGCGAUGCGCCCCUUGAGGACAGUGCCGGUCACAUCAAUUUGUUCCCGUCAAAUGAGUCGAAGCGGCCUGCCGAGAAGAACGCAGAAGCCGAAAAGGAAUCGGCCGAUAAGCAGAGGAGUUAUGAAGACCAGUACACUAUGCGAUUCUCCAACGCAGCGGGGUUUCGUCAAUCGGUUGGUCAGAAACCGUGGUAUUCCUCUUCUAGUACUGAUGCUAUGGCGCCGGAUUCCGUCUCUGGGAAGGAUGUGUGGGGAAAUGAGGAUCCAAUGAGAAAGGAAAGGGAAAAAUCUCGCAUGGAUGCCAAUGACCCAUUGGCGGCUAUGAGAAAAGGCGUCCGAGAAGAUCGCGAUCAGAAGACAGUCUUGAUGGAUUCAAGCUUGAUGCAUCCCCGGAAAGACAUCGCGAGGAUAAGGAUCAAAAAUCACAUCGACACCACCGGCAUGGUCGAGAGAGGAGUAGAGAUCGAUCACAUAGGAGCAGACAUCACUCCGACUCCCGCUCUCAUCGGCAUGGUCGCGAUCACCGCCGCAGUCGGGAUGAACGUCGACAUCGCGACAAACUUUGAUGAUAAUCUCAAGCAAUGA
Molecule: messenger RNA, 954 nt
Organism: Aspergillus melleus
Lineage: Eukaryota; Fungi; Ascomycota; Eurotiomycetes; Eurotiales; Aspergillaceae
Exons: 3
Coding region: 1-954 (317 amino acids)
Source: RefSeq, a predicted model, not a curated record